Molecule: messenger RNA, 1063 nt
Organism: Labeo rohita (rohu)
Lineage: Eukaryota; Metazoa; Chordata; Actinopteri; Cypriniformes; Cyprinidae
Product: C3a anaphylatoxin chemotactic receptor-like
Exons: 2
Coding region: 22-969 (315 amino acids)
Biological process (GO): positive regulation of cytosolic calcium ion concentration; inflammatory response; phospholipase C-activating G protein-coupled receptor signaling pathway
Cellular component (GO): plasma membrane
Molecular function (GO): complement component C5a receptor activity; G protein-coupled receptor activity
Source: RefSeq, a predicted model, not a curated record
CACUUCAGCUCAAUCACAGCAAUGGAGGAUUAUUAUGAUAUUUUGGAAUAUCCGAUGAAAGUAAGUUCUUUGGUCUUCUACUUCCUGACCUUGAUCCUCGGUGUUCCUGGAAACACAUUUGUUGUGUAUGUUGCUGGAUUGAAGAUGAAGAGGACCGUUAAUACAGUUGGGUUUCUCAAUCUAGCGAUUGUCGACCUCUUGUGUUGUCUCUCCACUCUUUUCUAUGCAACUAGAAGUGUUGUGGAUGAUCACUGGCUGUAUAAAUCCAUCAUGUGCAAGAUUCUCCCCUUCAUUAUGCUCAUCACCAUGUUUGCCAGUGUUUUCACCUUGACCUUGAUUAGUCUGGAUCGGUUUACUCAGGUGAUCACACCGGUUUGGGCUCAAAAUCAUCGCAGUCUGUUAAUUGCACGACUGUCCUGUGUAGCGGCCUGGGUUCUGGCUUCAAUUCUUAGUCUGCCUGACAUGAUGGUAAGAAACACUUACACAGUAAAUGACACAACAUACUGCCCGUAUCAUCUACCUGAUGAAGACAGUUUUAAAAUGUAUGGAAGGUUAAGUGUCAUCAGAUUUGUGUUUUGCUUUUUGGUUCCUCUCAUAUGCAUCACAACAUGCUAUGGAUUCAUCGCACGCAAGUUAGGCAGGAGUCAUUUUCACUCUGGACGAGCGUUUCGCGUCAUGUUGGCUGUAAUCGUGGCCUUUUUUCUGUGCUGGUUGCCGUAUCACACAGUGAAUUUGAUAAUAAUAUACGGAGAGGAAUCAAGUUCUUGGACAGCUUUGGCAGUGAAUCCGUUGACCAUCUCUUUGGCGUAUUUCAACAGCUGUCUGAACCCCAUUCUGUAUGUUUUCAUGGGGCAGGAUUUUAAGAGCAAUGUUAAACUUUCUCUAAGACGUGUUUUUGAAAGAGUUUUCUCUGAUGAAGGAACACAGAUGUCACAAACCACCCAGUCACUGCAAAUGCAGUCAGUGUAGUGAAGAUAUCAACUCAUUCAUUUAAAGUUUAAGUAAUUUUUCUAUGCCAAACAAUGCUGUUUCAAACAAGAUUUGUUCCACUUGCUUUUAAUAU